Aspergillus vadensis CBS 113365 is the source of this 2880-nucleotide messenger RNA. RefSeq lists its product as uncharacterized. The coding region runs from base 461 to 2401 and encodes 646 amino acids. NCBI's taxonomy places the organism in Eukaryota, Fungi, Ascomycota, Eurotiomycetes, Eurotiales, Aspergillaceae. The transcript is spliced from 3 exons. The record is from RefSeq and is a predicted model, not a curated record.
UGACUAUCGUGUUUGUCAUCUCAUCAGGCAUCCAUGAGAGGCUGAGCUGACAGACUGAACCCUUAGACUUUACGACCCUGAGGAUCCAUCAAUUCCCGUAAUCCAAUUCAUCCCAGUUCCAGUCCCUCCUUUCUUCUCUUUUCUCCAUCAGCUCCAGUUUUCACCUCCAGCUCCAGUUUGACUAACGGGGUUAUUCCUCAUCUUGUCUUAGCCAGAGUGCUCUGCUGCAUCCACCGCAGCUGCGAGUCCCUGCUGGAUGAUCGACCGGAUGACUUCAUCCUCCCCUUCUUGCAUCAUCAUCACCAAUUCUCCUUGUCAUUCCAAUCCGGUUGCAGUUGUGAACUCGAUCAUUCCAUCUAGAUAGUACACAGUACACAGUACACAGUACACACAAGACAGUAAAAAUACUAAUUCAGUUUUUCGUCAAUUACUCAAUAUUCCGACCUGAAUUGAUCCAUCCAUGAUCAUGUCUCCUCCGCUUCCUUUACCUCCGGGCUCAAAUGCCCGGCUCGGUCGCUUUUCUCCCUCCCUGCUGCUGCUGUCGCUGCUUCUACUGUCGCAGUCGCUCUGUCAUCCCUCCCCCCUCGGCUCGGAUGCCUCUCGUCCUCUUGCAAUUUCCCCCGAGGAUUCCUCCGUGACCGAUCUGGCCGACAGCCUGGUCGCUGCAGCUCCUCCCACCUCUGCUGACCCGAUUGGGAAUCUGGUCACACUACUCCCGUCCACCACUUCUACUCCCGGUGAUCAGUCCGGGUUAGUGGUGCUCCCCUCGUCGCGCUCUAGUUCCUCCGAUCUUGAAGCUUCCCCCGGCUUCGUGCAGCAGAUGAUUCGCUCUACCAGGGUUGCCAUUGUCACCCUCGCCUCAUUGAUUGCCUAUGUCUUGAUCAACAGCGCCGCGCGCGCCGUAAACCCGUCGGCCUUCAUCUGGUAUGCUGAGGAUCAUGACGAGCAGAGCUGGAUUGCCUCCUCGCCGUCCUGGUUGGAUCGCAAGGCCUGUCGGUGGCUCGGCAUGUGCGGGACCGCCCACUUCCGCCUAGUGCGGGCCCGCUACGGCCAGCGCGAGCCCACUCUGGGACCCUGGUCGCCCGAUGACGAGGCCCACUACGCCGCCUGGCGCGAUGCGCAAUUCAACGACUCCCAGCAGCCCGCUUGGGAUGAAGCCGAACGCUCGCGUCGGCAAAUUCCCGAGUAUGUCUUUCAGUAUGCGCCGUUGGUUUACCUGUCCUCGCAUGAGCAGUUUUGGCCGGGCGACAUUGCCGAGCAUCUUUACCACGUCACCCCGAUGCUGAACUACACCCCCAUUCAUUCGGAUGAGGAGCAUCCUACCUUGCAGGACCUCGAUCAGCUGAAUGAGUGGCAGGAAGGUGAGUUCGUGUACUUGACUAGCAACGACAAUGUAGAGGAUCGCCCGCCAUGGAUCGAGGGCGAGAAGAAUAUUCCCGACGAUCCCGAUGACGAUCUUGAGCUGUCAUGGCCUGACUGGGACGGCCGGAUAGACGGACCUAUUCCCGGGGACACGCCAGAAGAACGCUCCCAGUGGUAUGACACAGGCCGUCUCUCAUCAUUGAAGGGAGAGGAUGACAGUUGGUCUCCAGAAGAUCUGGGGUAUCUCCGCCCGGAAGACCUCGCUGACGAGGAUGUCCGAACCGAGUUGCGCAAAAGGUUCGGCGGCGAGCCCAUUCAUGUCGAAAAGACUGGCGGGCGCAGUAACGCUCCGGCAAUUCUGCUGGUGAUGGACAAAGGCCACGGCGUCGUAGAUGCGUUCUGGUUUUAUUUCUACAGCUUCAAUCUGGGCAACGUAGUGCUGAACGUGCGGUUCGGGAACCACGUGGGUGACUGGGAGCACUGUCUGGUGCGAUUUCACGACGGCAAGCCCAAGGCGCUUUUCUUCAGCGCGCACUCGGCAGGAGAAGCGUACAGUUACGAAGCCGUCGAAAAGAUCGGCCAGCGGCCCGUGAUUUACUCCGCCAUGGGCACCCAUGCCAUGUAUGCCACCCCAGGCAUCCAUGCCUACAUCCUGCCCUGGGGUUUGUUGCACGAUCAGACCGACCGUGGGCCCCUGUGGGACCCUCUUCUGAAUGCCCACGCCUAUACGUACGAUUAUGAUAGCGAUAACCUUCGAGCAUCCACUGCCACGCCAAGUGCCCCUAUCGAGUGGUUCUACUUCAACGGCCAUUGGGGCGACAAGUUCUAUCCGCUAGGUGAUCAGCGUCAGUAUCGAUUCGCAGGUCAAUAUCAUUAUGUCAACGGCCCAGUGGGACCGCGGUUCAAGCAUCUCAACCGCCACAAGGUCUGUCAGCAGCGGGACGAGGAAGUCUGCGUCAUCAAGAAUUACAUCGGGGAAGAAAAGCGGGCUAAACGCUGGGCGGGUACUCGACCUGAACAUGAGAAAGAACAUGACUAGACGGGAUCGCCCUUGGCCUUUUGGCAGACCCCAGCCGUGGCACAAUCCCAUGUCAGGUUGCUGGCAUUCUUGCAUUCCCUGCUGGUUGGAACCUAUUCCUACUAUAUCCCUACCUUUUCCCGGAUUUCCCCUCGUAUUCAUAACGUAUUCUUUGCGUGCAUUUGUUUAUUCCGGUGUUAUCUCAUGUGGAUAUACCCUGGCGUUUUCCUUUAUCCUUACAUCUUGGUCGACUGCAUAGACCACUGGCGCAUGUUGGGGCUAGUUUCCCCCUCAAACCCACGAUGGACGAGUUACACGACCCUACCUUAUAUCCUUACGCUACUAUACAUAUCAUGACAGUUUUGGACACGGACCAGGAGCCGUAUGAUGGCGUUCUGGUAGUUUGCAUUUGAUUUGGAUGAUUUACGGUCUGAUACGAGGAGUCUAGCGAUACGAAUAGAUGAUUGGUUAUAACCUCCGCUCUACAUGGUCAAUUCCUU